Molecule: messenger RNA, 906 nt
Organism: Cebus imitator (Panamanian white-faced capuchin)
Lineage: Eukaryota; Metazoa; Chordata; Mammalia; Primates; Cebidae
Product: taste receptor type 2 member 13-like
Biological process (GO): detection of chemical stimulus involved in sensory perception of bitter taste; sensory perception of taste; G protein-coupled receptor signaling pathway
Cellular component (GO): membrane
Molecular function (GO): bitter taste receptor activity; G protein-coupled receptor activity
Source: RefSeq, a predicted model, not a curated record
AUGGAAAGUGUGCUGCAGAGUAUCUUCACUCUUAUAAAUGCAGAAUUCAUAAUUGGGAACUUGAGCAAUGGAUUCAUAGUACUCAUAAACUGCAUUGAAUGGGUCAGUAAAAGACAGUUGUCCCCAGUUGAUCAAAUCCUCAUUAUCUUGGCAAUCUCCAGAAUUGGGCUGAUCUGGGAAACUUUAAUAAGUCAGUUUGUAUUUCUGCAUCAUCCAGCUACAUUUGUGACUGGAACAGGAUUAAGAAGUAUUAUUUUUAGCUGGACAGUUUCUAAUCACUUCAGUCUCUGGCUUGCUACAAUCCUCAGCAUCUUUUAUUUGCUCAGAAUCGCCAGUUUCUCUAGCCCUGCUUUUCUCUAUUUGAAGUGGAGAGUAAAUAAAGUGAUUCUGAUGAUUCUGCUAGGAACUUUGGUCUUCUUAUUUUUAAAUCUGUUAAAAAUAAACAUUCAUUUUAAAGAAUGGCUGUAUCGAUGUGAAGGAAACACAUCUUGGAAUUUCAGUAUGAGUGACUUUGCAACAUUUUCAGUGUCGGUCAAAUUCACUACGACUAUGUUCAGUCUAACACCAUUUACUGUGGCCCUCAUCUCUUUUCUCCUGUUGAUUUUCUCCCUGUGGAAACAUCUCCAGAAAAUGCAGCUGAAUUACAAAGAGCAGAGAGACCCCAGGACCAAGGUCCACAUAAAUGCCUUGAAAAUUGUGAUCUCAUUCCUUUUACUCUAUGCCAGUUUCUGUCUAUCUAUACUCAUAUCAUGGAUUUCUGACCUGUAUCACAACAAACUGGUUGAGAUGCUUUGUCAGGCGAUUGGAGCUUUCUAUCCUUCAUGUCACUCCCUUCUUCUGAUUCUAGGAAACCCUAAGUUAAGACAGGCCUCUCUUUCGGUGGCAGCUAAGGUAUGGGCUAAAUGA